Molecule: messenger RNA, 1649 nt
Organism: Dromiciops gliroides (monito del monte)
Lineage: Eukaryota; Metazoa; Chordata; Mammalia; Microbiotheria; Microbiotheriidae
Gene: PTGER1
Product: prostaglandin E receptor 1
Exons: 3
Coding region: 185-1315 (376 amino acids)
Biological process (GO): positive regulation of cytosolic calcium ion concentration; adenylate cyclase-activating G protein-coupled receptor signaling pathway; inflammatory response
Cellular component (GO): plasma membrane
Molecular function (GO): prostaglandin E receptor activity
Source: RefSeq, a predicted model, not a curated record
AGGGAGCAAAGGAGCCGCCCCCCUGAGCUCAGUGAGCCGGGGCCCUGGAGAGCUACGGCCUUGGGGAGAGAGCAGCUGGGCGCCGAGGCUGCGAGGGAGAGCUGCUGCGGAGCAGAGCCUGAAGGGAUGGGUCCCCGGGGCCCAGGGCCACAAGAGGAGGAUCAGACAUCCACUGCUACCUGACAUGUCCCUUUGCCCAUUGUACAACCUCAGCUGGCAAGGGGAGAACUCAACAUGCCCAGAGACCAACAGCUCAGAACCCCACCCAGCCCCAUCACCAGCCAUGCCCAUCUUUUCCAUGACACUGGGCGCCAUCUCUAAUGUCCUGGCUUUGGCCAUCCUUGCUCGGGCCUUCAUCCGAUUCCGCCGCCGCCGCACUCGUGCCCCCUUCCUGCUCUUUGCCACGGGCUUAGUGGCCACAGACUUUGCUGGCCAUGUGAUCCCAGGGGCCCUGGUCCUGCGGCUCUAUGCCACAGGUCUGGCUCCUGCCGGACCCGCCUGCCAAUUCAUGGGAGCCUGCAUGGUCUUUUUUGGCCUGUGCCCACUGCUGCUGGGCUGUGGAAUGGCAGUGGAGCGUUGUGUAGGAGUGACCCGACCCCUGCUCCAUGCCAGCUUGGUCUCAGCUGCCCGAGCCCGCCUGGCACUUGGGGGACUUUGGGGCAUUGCCUUAGGCAUAGCUCUCCUGCCCCUGCUGCAUGUGGGGCGCUAUGAGCUGCAGUACCCGGGAACCUGGUGCUUCAUAGGACUGGCCCAGCCAAGGGGCUGGGGUGAGGCCAUUCUGGCAGUGCUCUUCUCUGGCCUCGGCUUGGCCUCUCUGCUCGCUGCCCUGGUGUGCAACAUGCUCAGUGGACUCUCACUGGUCCGAGCACGUUGGAGGCGGCGCCAGGGGAGCAGUCGCAGGGUGGCCCGUGGUGGAGGGGGUGGCUCCUUAUCCUCUUCGGCUUCAUCUUCCUUCUCUUCCUAUUCCUCCCCUGCCCCACGCCGAGCUCGGGCCCACGAUGUGGAGAUGGUUGGCCAGCUGGUGGGCAUCAUGGUGGUAUCCUGCAUCUGCUGGAGCCCUUUACUGGUGUUGGUGGUGCUUGCCGUGGGAGGCUGGAGCUCAGGCUCCUUGCAUCGCCUGCUCUUCCUAGCAGUUCGUUUGGCCUCCUGGAAUCAGAUCUUGGACCCCUGGGUCUACAUCCUGCUGCGCCAAGCUGUGCUGCGCCAGCUGCUUCGCCUCUUCCCGCCCUGGCACGAGGCCAAGGGCUUGCCCAGGGGAGCCUGGGAUACUAGCUCCUUGCGCACCUCUCAGCACAGCACCAUUGGCCGCUUCUAGUGGUCUUCCACCUGGGCUAGGGUCAGUGGCCAGGCUGGAUUGCGCAAGGCUUGUGCCGGACUGAGAAGGAGCUGUGAAGCCCCGAGGCGUCAACCAAGGAGGAAGGCCCGGGAGGAGGUGGGGAGGGCAAUUAAGAGAGACUGACCGGGGCAGCUAUUAAACUGCCUACUUGCGAGGUGGGGGAGGGAUGGGAAGACGACGAGAGAGCGACGAACAGCAGCAGCAGCUUUUGCCUCCUGCUCACCCGGGACUUCCAGGCACUGGCCAGGAGGGAGAUGGGGUAGGGGUGGUCCGCAGGGCGGAGCCCAAGGGAAAUAAAGAUAUUUUGCAUUUU